AUGUCUGUCCGAAUUCAGAAAAAGAUUGAAGCAAAUACUAAUGUCACGCGAUGGUGAAUUUGUUCCUCCAAACAAAUCAACACAAUUUUCAUACCAAUUAACUGAGUGGCCCAAUAAAGGAAUGAUGUCUCGGAAGAGGUCAUCAUUAGGUACUGAAGGUGUACCAAACAAGCGUGUUUUGACUGAUGCCGAAUUUCGUGAUCACUUUUCUGACCUUAGUUUGGACUGCACGGCUAUAACUACUGAAACCCUCAAUCAAGUGGAGGUUUUGGGUGGCGACAGUUUGAAACAAAGCUGUUCCAAAAUGACAACAGCAGAUGAUCACAUGGACGAGUUUCUUGAUUCAGACUCCGAAGAAUCGGAAAAUAAGCCCUUUGUUUUCUCAGAAACGCUGAAACAGAAAUUAUCCGAGGAUUUGGUGUCAAUGGUGCUAAAAAGAAGUGCAUCUUCGGGUCCACCGCCGUCACCACCUAAAUCCUGGGCCAUAGUUCCCUACAUUUCACCUGACGAAAGGUUGUUAAAGUUAUUUGACAAGCCGGAAACUCAGAAGGAAUCCAAUUUAAACAAUGAAGCAGAUGAUUCGCACAGUAGCUCCUUCGCCGGCGAUGAGAGGGGAGUGAAGCAAACUGAUUCAGCGUACUCUUCAAAUGACGAAAUAGACGAUGUCGAAAUACUGGAAACAUUGGUGGAAAGUAUCGAAAAAAUGGAGUGCAGUUAAACGCAUGGCAGCCUGAAAACUUAGCAGCGCAGUGUAACGUAUUCAUGAUAAUUGCUAGAAUAGUGUUAUAGGAUGUGCUAAUUUAUCUUUUUUAAUUUAAAAGUUAUCUAUUAA
Messenger RNA from Symsagittifera roscoffensis, 832 nucleotides. RefSeq lists its product as uncharacterized. The record is from RefSeq and is a predicted model, not a curated record. The transcript has 3 exons. Lineage: Eukaryota; Metazoa; Xenacoelomorpha; Acoela; Convolutidae. The coding region runs from base 41 to 718 and encodes 225 amino acids.